Messenger RNA from Colossoma macropomum (tambaqui), 7087 nucleotides. It is a transcript of the gene kif13bb, whose product is annotated as kinesin family member 13Bb. The coding region runs from base 603 to 6860 and encodes 2085 amino acids. The record is from RefSeq and is a predicted model, not a curated record. Gene Ontology annotation, biological process: regulation of protein localization; microtubule-based movement. The transcript has 43 exons. Gene Ontology annotation, molecular function: cell adhesion molecule binding; microtubule motor activity; microtubule binding. NCBI's taxonomy places the organism in Eukaryota, Metazoa, Chordata, Actinopteri, Characiformes, Serrasalmidae. Gene Ontology annotation, cellular component: adherens junction.
CCUUGCUAAUCCUCCUCCACCUGCCUCAGUCCGGAGCUGCGGGGGUGAAAAAUGGCGAGCUGGAAAGGAAACAGGUGGAAGUUUCUCAUUCUUCAGCAGGAGCUCUGAAGAACCUGUACAGAUCAAGAUUAAGUUCGUUACCUUUUAAACAGUCAGUGUAAAAGGCGCCUGACGCGAAGUUUGUUUGUUUGUUUGUUGUUUUUCCUGCCUGGGGGACAGCUAACCGAACUGGCUAGCAGAAGGAGCUAAAUCUGUACCCUGUCUGUCUAUCUCUAUCUCUCUCUCUCUCGCUCUCUCUCUCUCUCUCUCUCUCUCUCUCUCGCUCUCUCUCUCUCUCUCUCUCUCUCUUUAUGCCCUUUUCACUUUUCGUGUUCGUAAAGGAAGGAGGAACUCCGGGAGAACCUCGCGGGGUCUGAGUCUUUAAAGUAAAUAACCGCCAACAUUAAGAACAUUAACGGUAGCGGCGGUGAAGUUGAAGGCGGUGCAGCUCCAUUGGUUAAUCCUGCUGUUUAAUAGGAGUUGACAGUUGACUAUGGCAGGAAACGUGUUCAGCUGAUCGGUUCGUGUGGAAGAAACAGGCGAUUAUAAUAACCUCCAGAACCAUGGAUGACCCCAGUGUGAAUGACUCUAAUGUGAAGGUGGCUGUUCGGGUCAGACCCAUGAACAGGAGAGAGAAGGACCUGAAGACAAAAUGUGUGGUGGAGAUGGAAGGGAACCAGACGGUGCUGCUUCCUGCAAGCAGCAACCUCGGAAAGGGGGACAGUAGGAGUCAACCAAAGGUGUUUGCGUAUGAUUACUGCUUCUGGUCUAUGGAUGAGGCGAACGCAGCCAAAUUUGCAGGUCAGGAGGUCGUGUUCCAGUGCCUUGGGGAGAGUCUUCUGGAUAAUGCAUUCCAGGGCUAUAAUGCCUGCAUAUUCGCUUAUGGACAAACUGGCUCGGGGAAGUCAUACACUAUGAUGGGCUCGGCGGAGCAGCCUGGUCUGAUCCCACGGCUCUGCAGCUCUCUGUUCGAGCGAAGUGCCCGAGAGUUGAGGGAGGGAGAGAGCUUCACUGUGGAAGUGUCCUACAUGGAGAUCUAUAAUGAGAAGGUCCGAGACCUGUUGGACCCUAAAGGGAGUUCUCAGGCAUUGCGAGUGAGAGAACAUAAGGUGUUGGGUCCGUAUGUUGAUGGCCUGUCCCGUCUGGCUGUGACCAGCUAUAAGGACAUCGAGUCAUUGAUGUCUGAGGGUAAUAAAUCCCGCACUGUGGCGGCCACCAACAUGAACGAGGAAAGCAGCCGCUCACACGCUGUCUUCAAACUCAUCCUCACACACACACUGCGAGACCUGCAGUCUGGGACAAGUGGGGAGAAGGUCAGUAAGCUGAGUUUGGUGGACCUGGCAGGCAGUGAGAGAGCAGCUAAAACUGGAGCUGCCGGAGACAGGCUGAAAGAGGGCAGCAACAUCAAUAAGUCUCUCACUACUCUAGGUCUGGUGAUUUCAGCACUGGCAGAUCAGGGAGCUGGAAAGAACCGGAGUAAAUUUGUGCCUUAUAGAGACUCUGUACUCACAUGGCUACUGAAGGACAGUCUGGGUGGUAACAGUCGCACAGCCAUGGUGGCCACGGUCAGUCCUGCCGCUGAUAACUAUGACGAGACUCUGUCCACUCUGCGCUACGCUGAUCGAGCCAAGAGUAUUGUAAAUCAUGCAGUGGUGAAUGAGGACCCGAACGCCAGGAUCAUCCGUGAGCUGAGGGAGGAGGUGGAGAAACUCCGAGAGCAGCUCACUGAGGCUGAGUCCAUGAAGGCUCCAGAGCUGAAGGAGAGGCUGGAAGAGUCUGAAAAACUGAUCAAGGAAAUGACGGUCUCAUGGGAGGAAAAACUCAGGAAGACAGAGGAGAUUGCACAGGAGAGACAGAAGCAGCUGGAGAGUUUGGGCAUUUCUCUCCAGUCAUCUGGUAUCAGGAUGGUGGAGGAUAAGUGCUUCCUGGUGAACCUCAACGCAGAUCCAGCACUCAAUGAGCUACUGGUCUAUUACUUAAAGGAUCACACUUUGGUGGGCUCAGCGGACUCUCAGGACAUCCAACUAUGUGGAAUGGCUAUUAAUCCACAACACUGCAUCAUUGACAUCACUUCAGAGUCAGGAGUGGUGCUCACUCCAAAGAGAAAUGCUCGUACCUGUGUGAACGGCUCUCUUAUCUCAGCUCCAGUCCAGCUUCACCAUGGCGACCGCAUCCUGUGGGGCAACAACCACUUCUUCAGAAUAAACCUGCCGAAAACUCGGUCUCGUGCUGGAGCUGAGGUAGAGGAGGGUGGGGGGAUGAAGGCUGCUCUGAGUGUGGAGCAGCUGGAUGUGGAUCUGGACAGAGUGAGUCAGGGCUCCAGUGAGGUCAGCUUCAACUACGAGUACGCCCAGACUGAGGUCAUGAUGAAGGCCUUGGGCAGCGACGACCCGCUGCAGUGUGUGCUGCAGUCCCUGGAGCGGAGGCACGAGGAGGAGAAGCGUUCUGCUCUGGAGCGUCAGCGGCUUCAGUACGAGGAGGAGUUAGAGCGCCUGCGCCGGAGCUUGGGCACGGAAAGAAUGAUGCAGAGAGGCAGUGGGGUCAUCCCUCUGAACUCCUCCCACACCUCAGAGAGCCACCUCCGCCAGGCUAGUGAUGACAGAGAGGCGGUGUUGGCCCGCAGUCUGAGAAAGCUCAGAGAACAGAUUGUCAGAGCGAACCUGCUGGUGCAGGAGGCCAGCUUCAUCGCUGAGGAGCUCAACAAGAAAACAGAAUACAUUGUCACCCUGCAGAUCCCCGCAGCAAACCUCAACGCCAACCGCAAGAGAGAUGCUGUGCUGAGUGAGCCUGCCAUUCAGGUGAGACGGAAAGGGAAAGGGAAGCAGAUCUGGGCGAUGGAAAAGAUGGAGAACAGACUCGUGGACAUGAGGGAGCUCUAUCAGGAGUGGAAGGACUAUGAUGAGGACAAUCCUGUGAUGCGUUCCUACUUUAAGAGGGCUGAUCCAUUCUUUGAUGAGCAGGAGAACCACAGUCUGAUUGGUGUAGCUAACGUCUUCCUGGCCUGUCUGUUCUUUGACGUUAAGCUCCAGUAUGCAGUACCCAUCAUCAACCAGAAGGGGGAGGUGGCGGGGCGUCUACAUGUGGAGGUAGAGAGGGUGAGUGGGACGCUGGAGGCAGAAGCAGGAGGAGAGGAGACUGACCGCAGCCCCGAGGGAGAAACACAUGAACGCAAACUAACCUGCAGGAUAAAGGUGUCUCAGGCCACCGGGCUGCCUCAGCAUCUGUCCAACUUCGUGUUCUGUCAGUAUCAUUUCUGGGGUCAAGCAGAGCCGGUGUUUAUUGCCCCAGAGGUGGACCUGUCCGUCCCAUCCACUCCAAGCAGCAAAGACCCCCAGUGCCUGGUGGUGUUCGACAGCUGUAAAGAUCUGGAGGUGAUGGUAACUGAAGAUCUGAUAGAGUUCCUGGCUGAGGGAGCCGUGGCUAUAGAGGUUUAUGGGCACAAACUGGCCAACCCCCGCCGAAACCUGGCUCUGUGGGACUUGGGGGUGAUCCAGGCCAAAACCCGCUCCCUCAGAGAGAGGUGGAGUGAGGUGAUGAGGAAGCUGGAGCUGUGGGUGCAGAUACUGGAGCUGAAUGAGGGUGGAGAGUUUGUUCCUGUGGAAGUCGUUCCUGCUAAAGACGUUCGCACAGGAGGAGUCUUCCAGCUCAAACAGGGUCAGUCUCGGCGUAUCCAGGUGGAGGUGCGCUCGAUGCACGACUCAGGUACCAUGCCCCUCAUGGUGGACUGUGUUCACAAUGUGUCUGUGGGCAAUGUGGAGGUCCGCCCGGUUCCCAGGGUGGGAGAUGAAGAAAUGGACAGCUAUCAGGAGAAGGAUUUGGAGCGACUGAGAAGUCAGUGGCUGGCAGCUCUCACUAAAAGACAGGAGUAUCUGGACCAGCAUCUACAGAAACUCGUCUCCAAACCAGAUAAGUCUGAGGAUGAUGUAGAGAGGGAGUCUCAGUUGUUAGAGUGUCGUUUGACUCUGACUGAGGAGAGGAACGCAGUGCUGGUGCCCUCUGCUGGCAGCGGCAUUCCUGGAUCUCCUGCACAGUGGGUCCCUGUGCCUGGAAUGGAGACACACAUUCCUGUCCUCUUCCUGGGUCUUAGUGCUGAUGAUUUUUAUGAUGGUGUGUCCGUUCCGCUGGCUGGAGGUUUGGACGCAAUUCUGAGUGGAGAGGAUGAUGACGACUUCUUUGAGCUACAGAUUGUAAAGCAGCACGAUACAGCAGUGAAGGCGGAGGCUUCAUGGGACUGUACGGUGCAUGAGUGUGCUGAGCUGAGUCGUGGUGGGGGUCCGGAGCAGCGUGUGUAUCUCACAGUGCGUGUGGUCGUCCUCCUCAGCCACCCAGCUCAGAUGCAGCUAGUCCUGCGCAAACGCAUCUGCGUCAACCUCACCGCACGACAGGGAUUUGCUAAAAGCUUGCUGAAACGGAUGUCUCAGCGGAGCACCAUCCCUGGCUGUGGGGUCACCUUCGAAGUCGUCUCCAACAUACCAGGGGACAUGCAGGGUCCGGAGGACACUGAGAUGCUGGCCAGGCUGGCGGCCAGCACAGAAAAACCAGCGGAGGACAGUGAGGCAGCCAUAGAGAAGUACCUGCACAGUGUUCUGGCUGUGGAAAAUAUCCUCACUCUGGACCGACUCAGACAGGAGGUGACUGUGAAGGAACAGCUUGCUAGCAAAGGGAAAAAUCGCAGGCGCUGUCUGAGUUCCCCUAAUGUACACAGGCUGUCUGGAAGCAAGCAAGAUCUUUCCUUCAACCAUGAGCCUGGUGUCAAUAAAGGUGUUUGGGAGAAAUACCAGGAUAUUUCUGCAGCACAUCCAUCUAUAAAAAGCACAACAUCUCAUUCUGAACUGUCCCAAAGCCAGAACCCAGAGCCAGGACUUUCAGGACUGGCUGCUUCUUAUUUCUCCCCAGUUAAAGCUCUGGUGACACCAAUGCCCAAAAUGCUAAAGUCCCUGUUCCCUAAAAAAGAAGAGAAGAAAGACCUGAGUGCCCCUCCUCUCUUACAGCAGCAGGUGAUGUUCUCUGAGGUGGAUAAGGAGGAGCCUGAGAGGGGCAGAGUAGUAGUGUUUGACCUGUUUGGGGGAGGUUCAAAUGUUCCCCGUAUUAUAGUCCAGUCUGCGAGUCUAGAGGAAAACCUCAGGACUCCUAAACUGGCUCCUGAGGAAAAUUCACAACGGUUCGCAGCCGAGAACAUGGAAACUGCAGUAUUUUCUGCUUCAUCAUCUUCUUCACACAAGGAGCAAAACUCAGCAACAGUGCAGGUGACUGAGGGGUCAGAUGUCUGCACAGAAAAGACACCUGAUGUCCAGACCCCAGUCACAGAAAGUCAAACAGAUGACCUGCCCGAGUUUGUGGAGGUUUCCACUCACGUUCAGUCUGAGACUGAAAACUCCACUCACAGCCCUGUUAGCACUGCAUCUAGCGGCUACAUCUCCACCAGCAUCUCCACAGCAACUCUCUCAGAAACACUGGUCUCAAAUACAGAUCUACCAUGUGAGUUCAGCUUGGAGUCACCAGAACCACAGGAAACUCCUGAAACUGCGGAUGAAAUGGAACCAGAGAAAGGCAGUGAUGCCACUGUAAAGAUCAACAUCACUCCACAGCAUGGGGCAGAACAUGCCAGCCUUAAAGAGGAACAAUCUGAAAUAGCCAAGAUGUCUGACCAGGCAAUCCCAAAGUUUGUUACUCAAGAAAGCUCUACUAUUUCCAUCCUCACUUCUGCAGAAAAAACAACUACUUCACCAUCAGAAAUAACAUCUUCAUCUCUAUCUGAUCAGCCUUAUGAGCCUUCAGCUCACACCAAGGAUUCCAUUGCUUCCGAAGAGCCUCAACAAAAACCUGUGUCACCACCAUCUAGCCAACCUGCUUCUCAGGCACUCCUAGCUGACUUGCCCCCCAUAUCACCACCAUCCAGCCAGCCUGCUUCUCAGGCACUCCUAGCUGACUUGCCCCCCAUAUCACCACCAUCCAGCCAGCCUGCUUCUCAGGCACUCCUAGCUGACUUGCCCCCUGUAGCAGCACCAUCUAACCAACCAGCUUCUCAGGUACUCCUGGCUGACCUGCCCCCCGUAGCGCAACCAUCUAACCAAGCUGCUUCUCAGGUACUCCUGGCUGACUCACCAGCCUCAGCUCCUGAUGCAGAUGCCCAAACCAGGGCCACAGAAUCCUUGGCCCAAAUAAAGACUCCAAGCCCCAGUCCUGAAGUAAACCCAUCACCAGCACCAUCAGUAAAGCAAGAGCAGCCAGUUCAGCCACUGGCGCAGAGUCUUCAGACCCAGACCUCCGCAUCAAACCCAUUCAAAAUCCAGAAGGUAAAGGCUUCAGGCCUGAAGUCCUUUAAAGGGAUCAUUCAUGAGGUGGAGGAAGAAGAGGUCAAAGAAACCAUCGAUCCACUGUCAGGUUUGAGUGACCCUUUGGAAAAGCUGGAGAUCCUGUCCGAUACGGAGGAAGUCCAUGAGGAAGGUCCCAUCCCCGACUGGCUGAAGGAGGAUGAAUAUGUGACAGUAGGCAACAACAAAAACGGCACAGUGCGCUACAUUGGGCCGACUGACUUUGCAGACGGCAUCUGGGUCGGUGUGGAACUCGAUGUCCCAGCAGGUAAAAACGAUGGCUCAGUGGGCGGCCGCCAUUAUUUCCACUGUAACCCCGGCUAUGGUGUUCUAGUGAGGCCGGACAGAGUCUCUCGUGCUUCAGGCACGGCUAAACGACGACGACAGAAACGCAAGCAGAACCUCUCUGGCUCCAGCCCCAACCUGGCAGCCCUGACUGCGCUGGCCAAAGGUGAGGGUCCUGGAGGGGCACGCAAAGGAGAAAACAGGAAGUCCUGGAACAGCUGAACAAAAAGCUGAACAGAACUGCUUUUUCCAUCAGUCCUCACUACUGUUUCUGUUUUAAUGGCUACAUGCUGCUUCCCAUGAGUUUGGCAGGUCACUACACUGAAUGGGUGUAAUACGCUGUUAAACGCAACAAGCUACUAGCGCGGUAUUACAUAUCAAACCGUGGUGCCUUGUGUGCCGGCUCUGUCCUGAUGAUGAAUGUUUUUUGUCAAAUAUUGCUGCACUGC